Molecule: messenger RNA, 4155 nt
Organism: Pantherophis guttatus
Lineage: Eukaryota; Metazoa; Chordata; Lepidosauria; Squamata; Colubridae
Product: calcium-activated chloride channel regulator 1
Biological process (GO): chloride transport
Cellular component (GO): plasma membrane
Molecular function (GO): intracellularly calcium-gated chloride channel activity; protein binding
Source: RefSeq, a predicted model, not a curated record
AAGCAAAAAUGUGCCUUUUGCCUACGGCUGAGAGAAAAUGACUUGCCCAAAGUGAUCCAGCUAGCUUUCAUGGCUAAGUCAACGAGGGUGAAGGAAGUAGUGUCAGCAAAGAUGGCACUCAGUCAGGACAUUUUGGUGGUAAUGAUGCUACUAUAUGGAGUAACAGGCACCAUGAUCAACCUCAACAAUAAUGGCUUUGAAGACAUUGUUAUUGCUAUUAAUCCAAUGAUACCUGAAGAUCCCAAAAUUAUUACCAACAUAAAGGCUAUGGUUAAAGAAGCAUCUAAUUAUCUCAUCAAAGCUACAGAACAAAGAUUUUACUUUAAGUCUGUAAAAAUUAUAAUUCCAUUGACAUGGACACCCAAACCAGAGUAUAAAAGAGUAAUAAGAGAAUCCUACGAAAAAGCCGACAUCAUAGUAGCUGAUUCUCACUUGAAGUCUGGAGAUGAUCCUUACACUCUGCAGUUUGGAGGGUGUGGGAUACCAGGAAGAUACAUUCAUUUCACGCCAACAUUUCUGACAAAUGACAAAUUGCGUGAUAUUUAUGGAUCUCGAGGUAGAGUCUUUGUUCAUGAGUGGGCUCAUCUCAGAUGGGGUGUCUUUGAUGAAUAUAAUUAUGAAGCUCCUUUUUAUGUUACUAAGGAAGAGAAAGUUGAGGCAACAAGAUGUUCAGCUAGUGUCACCGGUAUUUACAUAUUUCCAACUGGACCAGGACAACACAGAGACUGCAAAUUCCUGCAUGACAUUCAGAUGUAUGAACCAGGAUGUCAAUUUGUAGCUGAUAAAUCCCAAAGCACUCCAGUAUCUAUAAUGUAUAUGCAAAGUCUACCUUCUGUUACUAUGUUCUGUAAUGAAAGCAAUCAUAAUAUUGAAGCACCAAAUCUGCAAAACAAAUUCUGCAACUAUAAGAGUACGUGGGAAGUAAUUAUGAAUUCCCCUGACUUCGCCUCUUCGUCUAUAAUAAAUACUCCUCCACCUGAACCCACUUUCACCUUGAUGCAAACACGUGACAGAGUUGUCUGUUUAGUGCUUGAUGUCUCUGGAAGCAUGGGAGGUUAUAACCGCAUUACUAAUCUCAAGGAAGCUGCAAAAGUGUUCCUCCUACAAAUUAUUGAAAUUGGUUCCUGGGUUGGAAUUGUAACGUUUCAAAGUUCUGCCACCAUUCAGUCUCCCUUGAAACAGAUUGACAGUGACAACGUUCGGCAGAAUCUUGUGAAUUUUUUGCCUACCACAGCUGGUGGAGGGACUAAUAUUUGUGCUGGAGUGCGCGAAGGAUUUAAGGUGAUUAGCGCGAAAGAUAAAAGUACCGAAGGGGGUGAAAUUGUGCUCUUGACAGAUGGAGAAGACUCAGGAGUGCGUGUUUGCUUUAAUGAAGUUGAAACUAGUGGAGCAAUAAUUCACACCAUUGCUUUGGGGCCAAGUGCUGCACAAGAGCUAGAAAUGCUAUCAGCCAUGACAGGGGGAUUAAAAUUGGCUGUCUUUGAUAAAGUGGAUCCCAAUAGCCUCAUAGAUGUUUUCAGUGGAAUUUCAUCAGAAAGUGGAAAUAUUUAUCAACAGUCAAUUCAGCUUGAAAGUAAAAGUCAGAAAGUUGAUGCCGGCAAUUUUCUUAAUGGUAUUGUAUCCAUCGAUCACACUGUAGGAAAUGACACCUUUUUUGUAAUUACCUGGAGUGAAGCCUAUUCUAAACCUGGAAUUCUUCUGACGGAUCCAAAAGGGAAAACAUAUAAUCCUAACGAUUUUGUAGUUGACAACACCAAUCUCAAAACUGCUCGACUUCAGAUUCCUGGGACUGCCAAGACAGGAGAUUGGAUUUACACACUUUAUAAUACACACUCAACAUCUCAGGUGCUAUCAAUCACAGUAACGUCUCGAGCAGCAUCUCUAAAGGAGCCUCCAGUAACUGUGAAGUCCUAUGUAAGCAGUGAUGCAAAUGCUUUACCCAAUCCAAUAAUUAUUUAUGCAGAAGUCAGUCAAGGACUUUUGCCAGUGCUUGGUGCAAAUGUUACAGCCACAAUUGAAUCAAAUUCUGCAAGUGAGGAACUAGAGCUUUUGGACAAAGGUUCUGGUGCAGAUAUUAUCAAGAACGAUGGAAUCUACUCAAGAUACUUCACAUCAUUCACAGAAAAUGGUAGAUACAGCAUAAAGGUGCAUGUCCAAGGGAGAGAUGGGACCAGCCAACAAACUCGCCUAAGGAAUCACGCUCUAUAUGUCCCAGGCUAUGUAGAAAAAGGUGAAAUAAAAAUGAAUGCACCAAGACCAGAAGCUAGUGACAAUGAUACGCAAGCAAACCUUGGAAAAUUCAGCAGAAUUGCUUCAGGAGGUAGUUUUGUAAUGACAGGAGUGACUUCUGGAAGUCCUUCAGAUGUCUUUCCACCAUCUCGAAUCACUGAUCUUGAAGUAAAACUCAAUGAUGAGGAUGAUUUCCUUUUGUCAUGGACUGCUCCUGGAAACGACUAUGAUAAAGGAAAAGCUGAAAAAUACGAAAUAAAAGCGAGUGAAAAUCAUGUGAAAUUAAGAGAUACUUUUGAAAGUGCUACUUCUGUGAACACAUCUGAUCUGAAACCUGAUGUUGCUGGGAUCAAACAGUCAUUUCAAUAUAAGAUGGAAAACUUCACAAAAGAAAAUGGCACCGCAAUUUACUUUGCCAUUCGUGCCAGUGAUGGCAGCAACAAUAUUGGAGAAGUAUCUAAUAUAGCAAGAGCAGUUGUACUUCUUCCUCCAUUGCUCAUUACUACUACCACACCCACCAAUCCUAGCUCUGCUCCAUCUACACCAACCAAGCCACUAACCACAAAAGCCACUUCUACUUCGGAAGCUCCCAAUUUUGGACCCCCUGGUGUGAUAAAUAUGGUGACUGUAAUAGUUAUCAUAGUAUGUGUUGCUCUAAUUAUCAUUUGUGCUUGUAUAUGUAUAACUAUUUGUGUUUUGCAUAAGCAAAAAAGGGUAAAUCCUGAAACUGUAAUGUAAGAAAAAAUAAGAUCAAAACUAUAGAAUGGAAGGACAAAUAAAUACAAUCUGUGAUGGUUACAUGGAUUUUUAACAACCUGUGUUUGUGUAUUUAGAAGACCAAUUAAUAUUCUCUGUCAUAGACAUAAAUUUCUGCAGUAUCGUUGAUUUUAACUUCUAAAAGUUGAAAGGAAAUUGAAUCACUAUCCUCAUAGGGAUAUAGGGUAAGAGGUGAGUCAAAAUAAAAACAAGUUAGAAAUACUUAUAAGCCUCAUAUUUUAAAUUUUACAAGCCACCUGGAAUCAUCUAUGUGUGAGUUGGGUGGAUAUAUAAAUUUGUUUAAUAAAUAAAUACAGAACUUUGCUUUCAUCAAGCAAAGUUGAAUUUCCGAUGCAAAUAUUCCAUUUAUCUACUCCUCCUUUUACCUUUAGUGUAAAUUUAACAUAAAGCCAAUCUCAAAGGCAGCAUUAUUAAUUUCAUUUAUACUGAUUUAUGAGAAUAAGUUCUGUUAGGUUUAGGUUACAAUAAUAUAACCAUAAUGGAGUCUGAUUCAGCUUUACACUGAAGUAUUUUUUUCUGAGAUGAGAAAGAUUAAAUUAAAUUAAAUUAAAUUAAAUCAAGUUUCUGCAGGCAAAAUUUAGAUGAGUUGAACAUGUUGAAUGGCUAAAGUGACAACUUUUUAGGAAUUAUGAAAUCUGGAAGCCUUAAAGGUGGGGGAUUUGGGAUAAAAUAAUUAUAGAACAAGAUAUUCAUACAAUUUAGUAAAAUUGCCAAAUACCCAAUCAUUAUAUUGCACAUAAUGUUCAAUACUACACUUUAACUAUAAUGGAAAAUGGCUUAGCAAUUCUGAUCCCUAUCAACAGGGACAAAAUUGCUUCUCCUAAAUAUUGGUAAAUAAGUAUCAAGACUCAUGUCAAUAUAAUGUUUUUAACAAACAUGUUUGGUAGGGAGAGAUUUAGAAGAAUCAUAUAGGACCAAAUAAUCAUUGUUUCAUUUGAACAAUUUUACUUAUUUUCAUUUGUUUAUUCAAUGUAUUCAGUCUCUGUUCCAUGAAUCUGGGUAGCUAACCAGGAUUAAAAACAAAAUAAAAACAACAAAUCAUUAAAUAAUAUAUAGAGUGGCCAAAAUAGAAAACCAACCAACUCAUCAAUCAACAUUUGCUCCAGUCUUUCUGAAGUUUAAUAAAGACUAAAUUUAAUUGAUUCUCAA